AACUGACAGGAAGGUGGAUGUUUGAGGAGAAAUUGACAGGAAGGUGGAUGUGUUUUAGUUUUUCCCUUUUCCUUUCAAGCAAGACUGUUCAGAAAUGGGAACACAUUAAGCAGAUAAUAAUCUAAGGAGGUCAGAAAAGGGUCUCCUCCAUAUCCUCUCAGCCUUUGACUGUAGCUGUGUACGUUAUCUCAGGUAUACAUCCAUCGCAUUCUCCUUGAUCUUAUAGUCCUGAUUUUGAGCUCGUAAAAAGCUGAGGCGGUUUAACUGUCAUGGGUGGAUUUGAUGACCAUGUUGCUAUAAUGGGAGAUUGGAUGCCUCCCAGUUCAAGCCCGAGAACGUUAUUCUCAGAAAUGUUGGGUGGUGGUGUUGGCUUAAAAUCAAUUACUGAACCAAGUACUGGUGAAAAUAAAUAUGGGUCCCCUUUUCCAGCACCUGGAGACCAGGUUAUGUUCCGUAAUACUGAUGAAAAGAAUGGGGAAAGAGCUGGUGAUCAAGUAAAUAAGUUAAGUGCAUUUCCUGAGCAGAAAAUGAGCUCGCGAGGAGGUCUUGUGGAAAGGAUGGCAGCCCGAGCUGGGUGUAAUGCUCCAAGGUUGCACACAGAAAGCAUCAGACCUGCUGACAUUUCACAGAAUUCAGAAGUUCGGUCUCCUUACUUGACAAUUCCUCCUGGUCUUAGUCCAACAAGCCUGCUAGAUUCUCCUGUUUUCCUUUCAAAUUCAUUGGUUCAGCCAUCGCCAACAACAGGAAAAUUCCCAUUUGCCACAGGUUCCAACAAUAGAAACUCCAUGUUGAAUACAGAGGCCCCUACUAAGACUAAAGAUAAUUUCUUCGAGGACGUUACCUCAUCCUUUGCAUUUAGGCCUGUCGCAGAAUCUGGUCCCUCCCUUUUUCUGGGUGCAGCAGGGAAGGUGACUCCAUCUGCUCAUCCUCAGCUAUCUUUUUCGAAUAUUGAGAUCUCGGUGCAAUCGGAGAACUCUCUUCUACCUCAAAGUCUAGAACCUGCCAAAGUUCCCUCUCAAAAUGGAACCACACUCCAUGUGCAGACUGACUUCUCUAGACCAUCUGCCGAAAAGGUUGCUGGGGGCAAUAAUAUCUUAUCAGAACCAGGGGCUUUUGAUACUCUUCAUGGUAGUUCAGAUCAUUCUCCACCUAUUGCUGAGCAUCCAGUGGAGGAUGCAGAUCAGAGAGGAAGUGCAGAUCCCAGUGUUGGUGGUGCCCCGUCUGAGGAUGGGUAUAAUUGGAGAAAAUAUGGGCAGAAGCAAGUAAAGGGCAGUGAGUAUCCACGAAGUUAUUACAAGUGCACUCAUCCAAACUGCCCUGUCAAGAAGAAAGUGGAACGAUCUCAUGAGGGUCAUAUUACAGAGAUUAUCUACAAGGGUGCACAUAACCACCCCAAACCUCCACCCAAUCGCAGAACAGCCCUUGGAUCUUCGAAUGCACUCAGUGAUAUGCAACUCGACAUGUCUGAACAAGGUGGGGCAGGUGCUGAUGGUGAUCUAGUUUGGUCAACCAUGCAAAAGGGAACUGCUGCUGGCGCCCCUGAUUGGAGACAUGACAAUCUUGAAGUGACAUCAUCGGCCGCACUGGGCACUGAAUACUGCAAUGCAUCUGGCUCUUUGCAGGCUCAGAACGGCGGUCAAUUUGAGUCAGGUGAUGCAGUUGAUGGUUCAUCUACUUUUUCGAAUGAAGACGAUGAAGAUGACCGGGGAACACAUGGCAGUGUAUCAUUAGGUUAUGAUGGUGAAGGAGAUGAAUCUGAGUCGAAGAGAAGAAAAAUUGAAGCUUAUGCGACAGAAAUGAGUGGGGCCAGCAGAGCCAUCAGGGAGCCUAGAGUUGUGGUACAAACAACGAGUGAGGUGGAUAUACUUGAUGAUGGGUAUCGCUGGCGCAAGUAUGGGCAGAAAGUAGUGAAAGGAAAUCCAAAUCCAAGGAGUUACUACAAGUGCACGAGUGCAGGCUGCACUGUAAGGAAGCAUGUGGAGAGAGCUUCACAUGACCUCAAGUCAGUGAUCACCACAUAUGAGGGGAAGCACAACCAUGAUGUUCCUGCUGCUCGCAACAGCAGCCAUGUUAACUCGGGUGUUUCCAAUACUCAAUCUGCUGCUGCUGCCGCUGUUCACAGGCCUGAACCAUCACAAGUUCACAACAGCAUGACCAGGUUCGAAAGGCCUCCACUCGGGUCAUUCGGUCUGCCUGGAAGACCACAUCUUGGACCUUCCCAUGGCUUUGGUUUUGGAAUGAACCAACCGGGUCUGGCCAAUUUGGCAAUGGCCGGGUUGGGCACUAGCCAAGGCAUUCAUCCAUAUUUAGGUCAGCCACGCACAGUGAAUGAAAUGGGUUUCAUGUUGCCCAAAGGAGAACCGAAGGUGGAGCCUAUGACAGAACCUGGUUUGAACCUCUCCAAUGCCUCAUCAGUUUAUCAUCAGAUGAUGACUAGGUUGCCGCUUGGACAUCAGAUGUAAACUUCAUAAAUCUUUUUUUUUUUCCAUUUUCUUUAAUUUCGAAAGUAGAAACAUUCGAGUUUUUAAGCAUAAAUGUGCAUUUUACUGCUGAUGCAUUGUUUUUUUUUCCUAUAUUUAUAUUUUGGUAAUUGAUCUGUG
Messenger RNA from Ilex paraguariensis (yerba mate), 2600 nucleotides. The record is from the annotation of a GenBank genome assembly. Lineage: Eukaryota; Viridiplantae; Streptophyta; Magnoliopsida; Aquifoliales; Aquifoliaceae.